Messenger RNA from Paramuricea clavata, 8049 nucleotides. The record is from the annotation of a GenBank genome assembly. NCBI's taxonomy places the organism in Eukaryota, Metazoa, Cnidaria, Anthozoa, Malacalcyonacea, Plexauridae.
CGAUAUACAAAGAACCAAGAUGCGAUCUCUACCUGAAAAUUUGUUUGAUCCACUUCAUUCACUCCUGAUUGUGUAAGUAUACUGCGGCACUCUUACAGAACAAUAUACAUUCAAGCUUGUACAAAUAAGAGACGUACUCCACCAUAUCACAAGAGCACAAACACUGUUAGUGUGCACAAACACUGCCUGGUCACUUGUGGGAGUGGCAUGGAGCUGGUUGUGUAGUCACAAUCAGAAGCAGAAUCGAAAUAAAUUUAAACACAAUAAUUCAAAAUCAGAAAAUAAUACUAAUGUGGUCGUAGGUAGGCUCAUAUAGCGUGUUUUGAGGCGUGAACCACCGGAGUAUGUUCUAUUCUUGGGUCUCUUAAACAGGAUUUCCUGCAUUAUAAGUGAUGUUAUGAAGUUUAUUGUUUUAUGAUAUUACAGGGAUCAUUAAUACUUAAUUUCUGUAAUAGGAUGGUUUCGAGUGCAAUUUGGAACAGGGGUGUAUAUUCGUCAAUGAACGUUGAUUCUUCCCCCCCCCCUUCUUUUCAGAUUUGAUUCUUUUCCCCAUAUCUUUACUACAUCAGCCUCAAAGGCCUGCACCUAAUAGUAAUACUGUAACAUAUAGUAUAUUUGUCCCCUCCCCAAGAUAGAAUAAAAUACAUAAAUUAUAAAUUAGCUAGUUAUAAGUUAUUAUUUCCUAAAUUUGCAAUCCUCAGUAAAGCUUUUCAUAUUUAUUUAAGUUACUUUCCACUAACAUGAACAAUCAACAUUAAUACAGUAAUUAAUUCAGCUAAAAAAUCUCAGUGGCAAAAUCAUUUUGGAAAGUGGAAACACAGAUUUUCACGAAUUAUCCACGGAAAUUUUUCUCUUCUUUUCCCUCUGCCUUUCCAUUUUUUCUACUCUUCUUUGAUUUUCUUCCCUAGUCCUAAGACCCUUUGAUUCUUUUCCCCCACGCCAGGGGGGGGGGAUUAUAGAAGAAUAUACACCCCUGAUUUGGAAUAAAACAUGCAUACACGAGUGAGUUUUCAAAGAACAUCAAAAUAUGGGGUCUUCAAAAACUCACGAGUUCUUGUUUCAUCCAAAUUUAACGAGAAACCAUUCUAUUACGUAUUAAUAAUAUAUAUAUAUAUAUAUAUUAUAUAUAUAUAUAUAUAUAUUAAAAAUGUUCGAAACAAUGGUACUUUUAACUUACGUAGUUUACAGCAAACUGUCUACAGACAAAGUUUUCCUGCUUUGUUAUAUCACAUUAUACAACGCUAACGGCUUGAAAGUUUCACUCAACUAUACAAAUUUUGUCAUUCUUGUUAAGGUAAAUUCUUUUCCAUUUAAAAAAGGAUAAAAGCUAUAUAUUUUCCAGCCGAACUCACUUUUGCUUUACAUAGCGAGGCCGCAAUGUCUGUUUUGUUUUGAAUGCGUGACCGUUACUUGAGGACUGUUUUAAGCAUGAAUGGUUGAUUUUAGAUACCAUGUUUUUCACAAAUCAGAUCAGUUUCUUACAGAUUUUUGCACAGUGGAUACAGAUUUUUCCACAGUUGUUACAGAGUUUUGCACUGUGGUUACAGCAUUUUGUACUGCUGUUUGAGAGUUACUAUACUGAAAUCAACCAAUCACAUUGAAGUAACAUUUUUAUGUACGUUAUUUGUUAAUAUACCAUCCAACAUAAACAUAGGGAAACUAGCAUUGCUGGUGUGACUUUAUGCCAAAUCAACGAUGCUAAAUCUUAUUAAUUAAACUGGCAAAGGUUUGUUACAUUUUCAAAGAUUAUUUUAGUUGCGAUAAAAAUCUGAACACUGCCCCCCUCCUCAAUGAAAGAAAAUUUUAGCAAGGGGAGUAAGCUUCCCCCUCCCAUCAAGCCCCUCCACCACACCUCUGCCCGGAGCUGUCUCCUCCACUGGCCCUUCUUGCGUCAUUGGAAGGCCACAAUUCUGGAGCGCCUGCCAAAUUUUGUAGAGAAAAUGCAUCGUUCCUAUCUAGCAUAUGGAGUAAUACUUGCUUUCACUUUUAAAGCAAUUUUGUACACUAACAGUUUAUUUGGGAAAUAGAACUAAUGCAAAAAAUUGUAAAGAACUGCUCGAACUUACUUUUUAAUUAAGUCAUUUCACGUAUAAAAUCAUUAGAGAAUUAAAUUAUAUAUUGCUGACGAGAGAUACAGCUCAUGAUCGUUAUUUAGGAGAUGUACAAUCAGAUGCGAUUUUUAUGAAAGCCGCAAUGUGAUUGGCUGAAACGAUUCCUCGUUAAUUCCGUAAAUCACGGCACUUUUGCACAAAGGCAGAUGGAAAUAAAAUAUUGAGAUUGUAAGAGUUUCGUUUCUGUAAAUACUACCAAUGUCCUGCACGUAGAAUUUUGUGCGUGAGCAGGUGCAGCGGUCUAGCUUACGGACCCUCUUGAAAUAUUAGGGCUGAAAACGAACCCCUUAUCGUCCACUUACGCCUGCAUUCUUAAAGCUCACUCACCUGCACACACACUCAAAGAGUUGAGGUUCAAUCUGAGCUCCCCUUGAGUGCCAAUGCUGUUUAUGAAUAGCUGGAGGGUGAGUAGUCACACAGUAAAGUACGAGUCUAACCCCGCAGCUUGUUCAAAAGCAGCACUGAUACUCAAGGGAAGCUCAGCUUGAACCUCCACCUUUUGAAUGUGAGUUUGAGUGUGAGUGAGCAAUUAGAAUACAGACGUUAGUGUCGUAUGCAGGCACUUAGUACAUAGGUUUCAGUGUACUCAUGAAUUAAUGCAGUACGACUCAUGCACUUUUGCAAUUGCCCUUUAUUAUACAUCGUUUGUUUCAAAACAUUCCAUUGAAAGAUUAUUUGACAGAGAGAUAAAUUGUUAUCUGUUUUCAAUUCAAUUGCUAAAUUAGUAUAGAAAAACCUCAAAAUGUAGAUCUUAAACAACACUGAAAAAGUUGCCAAAUUUUCUCUUUUAUCAAUCACUUUGAUUUCCUUUCCAUGUUGAAGAUGCAUGACUUUUCCAAUUUCAGGUGAUCGACGAUUGCAGGGAUAUGCCCACCUCGCCAUCCCUCGCUUCAAAAUCCGGCCUUGAUAAAAUUUUCAUAGAUGGCACAGUAACAUUCAACUCAUAUAUUUCCAGGAAAGUAGACGACUUUACCCACUGUUGUGCUGCACAAGCAGCAAAGGCGGAUGUUUUAUGCGACAUUCGUCAUCAAGAUGGCUUAUCAAACUGUGGUGGAUUGCUGAAGUACACAGUUCUCAAGUAUUUUAUUUGGAUUUUUGGCAUUUUCUCCUUUCUGGGGAACUUGGCUGUGAUUUUGUGGAGGUAAAUUUGCUUAUGUUACAUAAAAUUCAAGUUAUAUAAAACAUCCAGAACGAAGGCUUUAAGAGAGACUAAUCCCUAGGGCAGAUGAAAAUCCCGAGAGACUUAUCUGGCCAAAAGUCGACUUUCGGAGGUUUAACCGACUUAUAGUAUGAUUAGCGAGGUUUUGUUUCCAAAACAGCUCGUACGAUUAAGGUACGUAGGAAUCUGGUUCAACAUGUGCACUUUAAAUGCUUUAAUGUGGAGGAGCUUAUAUUUUACACAAUUUUAUCAUUUAAAGUCCCACAAGUGAAACAGAAAAUGUUUUUGUGAUAAAUUCGCCGAGUCGGUCCUGUGAGAACUUUGACUGUUGGUCUGAUAUAUACCAUGGCACCUUCGUAUCUAUACAUGAACUUGCGGUAAGAGGACGACAAUUGGACUAUGUAGCAAAGUUAGUUAGAGCGCUGGAUGGAGCUGGAGAGGAAUCACAGGUGCGAUUCCUGUCAGAAGGCCUAUGGUUGCAAUAUUCUCAGCUGCCCAGGUUAUGCUUAAUUGCAUGGCGCAUGGUUUGGCUGCUAGAAAGCUGGAGUCUAAAUAAAUGUAUAAACGGCUUAGAGUCGAAAUUUCUAUCUAUACAGAGACUUUCAACAAAGGGUCAAUCAUGGUCUUUUUUAGCUAUGUAAGAGGAAAUAAUAUAGCCUUCUUCCAGGAAUCGGAUUUGCCACUCAAUUCACAUUGGAAAAGCGGCCCUGCAAAAUUAACCUCAACAAUACUGUUAACACGUGUACAUGAAUCCUAAUUGACUGCAGUACCCUUUCCAAGAAAUUUUACGCGGGGGGAGGUUGAAUAGAGGGGAUUAUGUAGGGGAUAAUGUUCUUCCUAAUUGGGAAAAUUGGGCUAUAAAGUCGACUUGGGAAAAAGCGGGCUCUCCCUCCUUUUAUAGCUUUAAUUAAUUAGCUUUUAACAUAUUAAUGUAUCUUAAUUAAGCUAUGACUUUCAUUUUUGAUCUUAGAAAAUUCAAAUUGAUUUUGCGAAUGCAAAUUUAUGUUUUAAUUAGGUAGUUCGAGUGUUAAGCCGGGAAAAUUUUAUUUAUGAUGAAAAUUUGAGGUCACAGAAACGCCUUUCCUGCACUUACAGUAUGGGCAGUUUAGGCCAUUCAAUGCAUUUGCUUCCCGCCCUACUUUUUUAAAUUUUCAGGAAAAUGUGUCAUUUGUAUCAAUUUAAUUUAAUUUAAUUCAACGUAUUAAAAUUUUAUAUCGGCAUAAUGCAAAUUAUAAUACUUAUUACAAUGAUGGUUUUUGCAUUUCCAGAGUAUUUACAAAAGACCAAAAUCCAGUGAAUUCAUUUUUGCUAACAAACCUCGCUGCUGCUGACUUCCUGAUGGGUGUUUACCUGUUAAUAAUCGCAUUCAAAGAUACGUCCUGGAAUGGAGUGUACUAUAAACAUCAUUUCGCUUGGCGGGAAAGUGACUUAUGUAUCAUAGCUGGAGUUGUUGCAACUAUUUCAAAUGAAACGUCCGUUUUUUCUUUGCUCAUAAUAACUUUAGAUCGUUUGAUUUGCAUCGUCUUUCAAUUCCGUUUCCAAAGAUUGUCGUUGAGAAAAGCGAUAUUUAUUAUGGGAAUCGUUUGGUCAAUUAGUAUUGUCAUUGCACUUGCACCAUUGUUUAACGAUGCUUACUUCUUUGACGAAGACGGGGAAGUGAAUCUCUUUGGUCAAACUGCACUGUGUCUACCGUUUAUUUUGUCCAGUGAAAGACCAGCCGGAUGGGAAUAUUCAGUAUUUGUCUUCGUCACUCUAAAUGGGUUUUCAUUCUUCUGCAUCGCCAUUGCCUAUGCAAUCAUCUACCGCACAGCGACGAAAGCAAGGAAUGCCGUGAGAUCGACAAGAAUAAAGCAGGAUUCGGUAAUUGCCAAAAGAAUGAUGUUUAUAAUAUUGGCUGAUUUUCUCUGUUGGUUUCCAGUGAUCAUUUUAACUAUUAUGGCAUUGGCAGGAAGUCUUUACGAUCCAUCACAAGAGGUAUAUGCCUGGACGGCCGUGUUUGUCUUGCCCAUCAACAGCUCCGUCAAUCCCUAUCUCUAUACAUUUUCAACACGAUUUGUACAAGAGAAAAUAUUUGGCGCGGAAAUUGUUCAAAAUAGGCAACACCAUCCAAAUGUAGCUUCACAACCAGGUAAAUUUUAUUACUAAGUAUUGUUGUCAUUACGAGUGUUCUGAUUGGCCAACAGCUUACAGCUAAAUACGCAAACCACACAAUUUCCAGGUUUAGCCAUUGGUAUGAUUUUUAUAGCAAGCUGCUGUUACAUAAUAUAGACAGACUGAUGGUCGACCCAGCCAAAAAGGUGUAUAAAUGUUGCCACGCCAUAAUUCCCUAUGAUUCGUCAUCAAAAUGCUGUUGCCAUGGUCCUAACCAGUGCGAGUAUGAGAAACAUUCACCACCCUGAACGUCUGCCAUUUUGAAUAUUCUCAGGGCGUCAAUGCCUCUUAUAAGCGCAUUGGCUAGACCAAGAAGUCAAUUCUGUAUGCAUCUAUUCUGUACCACUGCUUUAGACAGACGAAUAAAAACACGAAAAAACAACAUAAAUUAACGACGUUUCUUACUUCUUUUUUGUGCAAAAAGCAGACUUUUUCGACGUACUGCAGUUACCAGAAUUUCAGUAUUUAAGGUGGCUACCUACAGUGAUACAGUUUAAAAUACGAUUUAUAUAUAGAUCAGACUUCAUCCUCGCGACCUGCGCGUGGAAUAUCCUCGUGUUCACUUUUCGGUAAAAGUAUUGAAACAAGCCGCAGGAUGUUUUUUGGCGUUUUCAUCUACAAAGAAAGCUCCAGUUUUUCAUUAUAAUCCCAAUUUGUUCUGAAACUGACCAGUACGUAUGUCAUUAACUAGUUUAAUUUAUUUAACCUAUCUUUUAGUGCGUUUUUACGUAUUUACGUUCAGCAUUGCCAUUCAUAUAAAUGCUCUAAAUUUUCAACUUGUUGUGUCGCGAACUGAAAUGAUACUGUCUUCUAUUAACUCUUGAACAGUGAACUGUCGCCGAAACUUAUGUAAGUCCUGUCAAUCAAUUCAAUUGACAGGUAUUGUUUUAACUGCGCUAAAUUAAAUAAAACAGAAAUGAGUUGUUUUAUAUGAAAAGUCAAUUUUGUUGUUCGAUGUUUUGAAAAGAUUUCACACCGAUUUUAACACAAAAACAAAUGUGAAGAAACACUGGAUGAAUACAAUGCGUAAUAGUGUUUUUAUUAUUGGUAUAUAUAUUUUCAACAGUAAUAUUUUAUUUUCAUGUCAAACAAGUCAGAAAUAUCUUUUUGUAUGUAUUGUAAGUCAAAAAGUUGAAAUCACUAUAAAUCACACACAUUUUGUGUUGUCACACAGUACAAUUUACACGCACGCGCAGGUCGUGCUCAUGCCGAGUCGAUUAUUUUUCAUGUCAGCGCCUGGCCGCGCCGAUUUUAGCGAUGAUUUUCUCGUGCUUUCAUCGGUGAAAUUUUUUUAAACUUCUAGAAAUUCUACAAAAAACUUCUUCUGUAACCGUCAUUCACGAAUAUCUCGAAAACUUAUUUGUAAACCUCCCUUCAAAUAUGAAGGUUUGAUAUGUUUUUCCUUUAUGGACCAAAAGUGCAAAAGAUUAAACAUCAUGGUUGCCAUGGCAACGCUAACACUGUUUUAAUGUGUUCAUAAAUGAACAUCAUACAGCUUCUGAACUUUCCUGGAAAAGAUCAUAUUGUCUUCAGUGUAUUUAAUAUAAAUUCGGUUCAAAGCAAACGUUACUCAAAAUACCUAGAAUUUUAGAGAACUGUCAGGAGCCACCUUAAUGAACUUCUUGAACUGUUAUUAUGAUACUUCAAUUUGUUUAAGUUCUUGUUUGUAUUGCCCAUUGCUUUUCGGUUUUUCUGAUAUCCGGAAUUAUCAAGGUCUCGGUAAGUGUUAUCAGUUCGUCUUGGGUGUGACUGGUAAUAUUUACCAUUAAUUUCCUCCACAUUGUUAAUUUUGGAUAUCACAAAAUCCAAAGUGAAGACCAGGACUAAUUUUUUUUCCCUUUUACAAAAAUACAAAGCCAAGAAUGAAGUUAAUUGUCACGAUGACGAAUUGUGACUGAUACAAAUUUGCCUGUCAAAAGAGAAAUGACGUACUGUAGCUCAUAACAGGACACUAUUCCUUAAUACAAUAAUUAUCUCCGCAUUAAUUUCGUCCCAGAAAAUGACAGGAUCGUCUAACGGUUGUGUUACAAUAAGCGAUUUAUCUAGGAGCUUGUCUCGCAAUUUUGUUGCGCGACACAAGUUGUACGCGAAAUUACAAGGCGUAACAUGCCUCCACUUGUUCCAACAAGCAUUCCACUAAGUAGAAUAACGUUCUACUUUGCGCGAUCGAUAUGAUUCCGGCAACGCUCCAACGCAUUUUUGAAGCAUUGAACAGUGUAACAUCCCUCAUGCAACUUGUUCGUAAUGUUGAUGAAUAGCCAACAAUUUGUUGAUGAAUUAGCUUACGUGAAUAGCCAAAUACCAACUACCCUGCACCUAACCAUUCUUGAGGAGGAGCUGAGGGGUCAUAAAAGUGUUCUAAACACACACCGCACGAAGAAUUUACAUGGCGUUAUUAAAAUCGCAGCGAGGCCUAAUGGCGCGGACGUUUCACACAACUUUAAUUAACGUAAUAAGUUAAUUACUUUUGACUUAUUUACAGGACGCGUUGGCAACAAACCUAAAUUUUCUGGAAGUUACAAAACGUCUGGCGUAGAAAUGUCCCCAGCGCCUCCUGACAUGAUUGCCGAUGAUGGAGCACCAGAAAUGAUUAACGAAGCUUUUAGAUCUGACGAUAAUAGAAUGUAA